GACCGCCUAGAGACAUCAAUAAAUAAGGUUUUAGAAGAGCAAGAAAAAACAAGUUUUGAAUUUACGACGGAGGAUUUUGAUCGGUUUCAUUGCCCUAAUGCUCGACUAAGUGCUUUGCUUGGACUUAAACUAGACUUCCUUGACCGUCUUAAGGAAGUGCCAUCAGAACAUCUUGAACAUCGACCUCUUGGCGACUGGAUUGUUACCUUUUUGCGCAACAACAUAGAUCGAGAAACGUUUACAUCAACAUACAACAACGUAGUUACGAAGGAAUUGCUCGAAGCAGUCGGUUUUGACCCACUGAGUACUUCAGUUGAAACUAUCAUUUCUCGCUCAAGGAACAUGCAACGUCACAUUGAGGCGUGCGAGUGGGCAGAGAUUUUUAUUAGAGAUGAAGUUAAGUACCAUCCUAUGCUGUAUCCACUAACAGUUCCCUUUCCUUUCCAAGCCAUUUUAACUAACUCGUGGUUUCAACUAAUAAGCAGGAAAGAUGAAGAAAGCGAAUGUGAAGUGAGCUCAUGCGAAGUUCACAUCAUGAACCUCGUGACAGAGGAAUCCAAUGUGGGUAAUACCACUCAAGCUAUUGUUAAUGGCUUUCUGCCUCGAAAUGAAGAUCACGUUCUGCUUUACCACGCUACGGAUCACUUCAGCGCGGCCGACAUAUUUCUUCGUGGAAUAGAUUUGUGCGCUGGGCGGCAAAAGCGCGAUUUCAGCUGCGGAUCAGGCUUUUAUUUGACAAACAGUUUGGAUGGUGCGUUAGACUGGGCAAAAAGCACCACAGCUAAACCAGCCAUUCUUGUUUUCCAAGUAAAUCACCAAAUUUUAAACGAUGCAAGAAGACUAAAUUUGGACAACAACGAGGAAAGAUGGAGUGAAAUCGUGUCGUCAUUUCGAUCAGGUCGACGAACAGCAAAAAUGCGGAAGAGUUUGAAUUCAUUUGACUUGAUCGAAGGUCCAGUGGCUACAUUAACAGCCAGCGAAUCAUCUGAUGAGGUUUUGUUUGAGCCAACAGCCACGUCCCACCAAAUGUGCCUGAUAUCAGAAGAUUAUGCUGAAAAAUUCCACCAAAGUCUUCAUUCUAUAAUAUUCUACUACUUUUCUUAACUGUAUGCGUUAGAACGUAAUUCACUGAAGUCUUAAAAAAGGAAAAUUAUAAUGCUCUUCAUUGAGACCACUUGUUUUCAAACUUGAAUUAUGGCGAAAAAUACACAUCCCUUCAGGAUCUCGAACACGCCAUUUACGAAGCCCAAGAAGCUAUCGAGGAAUAUAAAGAAUUUAUUAUCAAGAACUACUACAACAUAAAGAAGCUAGAUGAAAUGGGUCCUUUCUUUGCAGACUGUCUGGAGACAUCAAUAAAUAAGGUUUUAGAAGAACAAGCAAAAGAAAGUUUUAAAUCGACGACAGAGGAUUUUGAUCGUUUCAUUGUCCUAAUGCUCGACUAAGCGCUUUGCUUGGACUUAAACUCGACUUCCUUGACCGUCUUAAGGAAGUGCCACCAGAACAUUGUGAGCAUCGAACUCUUGGCGACUGUAUUGCUGCCUUAUUACACAACAACAUAGAUAGAGAAACGUUUACAUCCACCUGAAACAAACUGAACUUGCCUGCAUAAACUUCCGAAAGCUUUAAAUGUUAUUAAACCUUUAAGGCCCAGGAGUGGUGAGCAUCAAAUUUUUCUUCGCUAUAUCAAUGUUUUAAAGAACAGAGUGAUCUACUGCUGAAGAACGUAACAUUAGCACAACGAUGAGUAAUUUAAGGAACACGCUACGUUAAACUUCUCCUCACGACCACCACUUCCAUGUUUAGAGGCAACAUAUAAAAUUUAAAUUUUGAUGUUAGGGCUUAAAGGGUGAAGAUCCACACGAUGACAUGUGACAUUUGAAUCGUGUCAUCAGAAGCUAAAUGCUUCUUUUCAAGUUUCAGAUGUAGAAUAUGCGAUAGCAGAUUAUUUCUACGAAAAUGUUUUGUGUAAAAAUGAAACUGUAAAUGCUUAGGUUUCAAAAGUUAGUUUAUAUGUCCAGUGUAAAGAUGUGUAAAAAGAGAUAGGAUCUGGCCCCAGUUGUUCAAAAGCUGGAUAGCGCUAUCCACUGGACAAAUCCCUAUCCAGUGGAUAGUGCAAUUGGUUUCCCUAAUACUUAUCCACUGGAUAGUGAUUUAUCAGGCCUCAGUUGUUCAAACGUUGGAUAGCGCUAUCCACCCUGAUAAAUCACUAUCCAGUGGAUAGCUUGGUCGGUUUCCCUAAUACUUAUCCGAUGGAUAGUGAUUUAUCCUGUGGAUAGCGCUAUCCAACGUUUGAACAACCAGGACCUGGUGGAUAGGGCUAUCCAGCUUGGUUAUUAUAAUAACGGGUAGAACUUGUCGUUACCAGGAACGUCUUCUAAAUACUUUUAGGAGUUCCCCUGGCAUGGGAUUAAAUCGAAUAGCAAGCGAAACUUCAAAGCGACGGUCAUUCGUUAUAUAUUCGCUUGAUGUAACGCCUUGCAAGUUUAGUAAUAAUGAAUUGAAUUACUCCCUACAUCAUAAAGUUGCUCUGUGGUUAUCGCUGACAGGUUCAACUUCAACCCUCCGUGUCCCCAAACUCUACGUGUAUGUUAACCCUUGUCAACAACAGCCUUCGACAAAUAUGACCUAAACUAAACAAGUAAUGUUACAAAAUUUUUGGCUCGUUAUGCAAUUCUCUUGCGAGAUAGUUAAGCCAAAAGGACAUCUGUAAAUGAAGCUAUCGUCCUCAGGCUACCUUUAUCAAGGAAGAAUAAUACAAUUUGCCUCUGUUUUCAGUGUGAGGGUAGGCAUUCUUUGUUAUUGACUAAGCCAUAAUGUUUUAAAGUAUAUUUUCUCCCAGUGUAAGCAUGGUUUAGAAUGUAAAAGGAGCUACGCUUUUCGGCUUGGAUGAAUCUACAUAUUUUCUGCCACACACGUUACAUUAUUUCUGACUUCAGAGGAACAAAUUCAAAAACAGCAAUUUUCCGCGAGGACAAAUCCAAGUCGCUGACAAGAAUCAAACCGUUUUGAAUGCCCUCGAUCUCCAUACAAUGUACGCGUGGGGGUAUUACACCCUUUCUUUCAUUAAUCUGAAAGCUUAUACUGAUCGUAUUUUUAUAGGAAAAUGGGAGGUCUGUUUUCCGGCUUCGAGUAAGACCUUGAAAUUUGGUACUCCUUAAUGCUUUCUCUUUUACAAAUUAUCAAUUGAAUCGUUUUUAAAAAACACUGGGAAGAACACGUUUUUACCCUGGCUGAAAAGUCAGACAGGAAAUCGAAGUGGUUUCAUAUUUGAAUAUCAAUUUAAUGGAUAGAGAAUCCACAUCAACAAUCAUGGAGAGGUCGGCAAGCAUGCUGUGAGUUACAAGGUAAAAAUCUUUAAUAAAAUUACAAUUUCUCACAUAAGGUACUAGUAAUAUAAGUUAGUAACUUCAAAAGAGUGGCAAUAGCGAAAUGAAACUAUUUGUAUUCCAAAUGCAUUAUCUUGAGCUCUUCCAGUCGUAUUCUGAAUGAAUUCUUCGCUUAUACAUUUUUAAUUAGACUCCCCUUCGUAUUUUCUGGUCAUUUUACUACAGUUCUGACAUUGUCGGCACUCAGAGAUAAUGUUUUUUGUUACAACAUAGUGCAACACGGCUUCUAUAACAAUGACAGCACAGAUAAAUUACCUACUCUUCAAAUAGUCAAGAAAUAUUAUAGAUUCUUCUUAUGCUAAUUCUCCUCCGUUUUGAGAUGAAUGCGUUCUAAUAGAGACCAAAUACAUUGAUUUAUGGUCUGCACGCGCAACAUGUAACAGUAAGAGAAAAGGAUAGUCAUUUUUGCCUUGGUUUGACCAACAAGUAUUUCUCCUCUAAGACAUGAUAACAAACAAAUCCAUGCGUUUACGAUGAUACUUUUCAGAACUGAUGACAAUUCGAAGAAUGGAGGUUUUAUCAUGCAUGCAGACUUUAUGCCUAAUGUUCAAAGAAAAUAACAGAAUGAAGGCUUCGAUCAAAUACCUCAGCGCAACGGUCUUUUUUAACACAAAGUUGAUAAGUAUUCUCCUUCUGUCUCGGAUGAUUGAAAUUUGGGUUCUUGCUAGACAUUGAAGCCAUAGGCCCUUCAAUGAAUUCAUAUUUCCGUAAACUCUUGACAAAUUUUAGAUCUGGCCUCCCUGAGCGAAACUGCGAGACCAACUCUAGCCAUCUUGUCCUGUCAUUUCUCAGAUCUAACCCUUUAUCUUGAUCUCGCAGUUCAGUCUUCUCAACACGAAAGACAAGGACAGCAGUAUUAGGGUGCCCACGAGAUGCUGGCCAUCUGCAGGCUUCCUCAAAGUCAUCACCAAGAUAGAAACCGUCCCCAUUGCUGAAAUCCUGGCGACGAGCCCCUCUUUUUAUGUCGAUGCCACCCUCUAUAAUAUCCUGAGCGUAUUGAUGUCUAGUUCCAUGAAAGAAUACUUGAUGAUCUUCAUCAAUAAUUGAUUUCAUGAAAUCAUCGACGCCAUCCUGAGACAAGUAGCAUUUACUUUUCUUGCCUUCUUUAUUGACAUUCAUUACCAUUACCGGCUGUUUUCUAUCAUUUUCAUCAUCCGGCAGAGUGAACCAUUCAUUAAUGACUGUCUCCUCGUACGGAAAACGGUUACACUUGAAGAAAACAUUCCCAAAAUGUUCAAAUACAUUUGCAAACUGAGAAGAAAGAUGCAGGAAUAGUCGACGAGCUAGAGGAAAAUUCUCCACAUUCUUGAUAGUCGGCCUGUUGAACCACCCAACAAUUUCUUGAACGGUCCGAACCAAUGGCUGAAUUUCGCUGGCAUCGAAUCCUUUUAGCCAAGUACACCCCAGAUUGUUUGCUUUCGCGCUUGAGAUCAUCAUCCUUUCAGCCAUUGCCAUUGCCUUCGGCGGCAUACGGAUAGCAAGGUACGCGCAGAAUUGCCCUUAUAAUGGUGAUUGCUACCAAUUCCCAGAAUACUCUCUCAAUUCUGAGAAAUUCAAGCAUAACGUUUGAGAGAAUUUUGAGAUUGAACAUCGUUAAUAUAGUGAAAGAUACAGGCCAUGUGGAACAACCUGGACAAAUGAGAUGCAAUCUAACAAACUUUGUAGCACUGGCUAUACGACUAUUUUAACUUGAAGUGACUUAAUUCCAUAAGGCGGGAAACGAAAAGAAGUAACGAAUGAUAUCAAAAUCACAUCAAGCAAAAAUUCAUACGAAUUUUUGAAUUCUCCCUUCCCUCAAUUUCACCUUUGUUUAUGAGGCAUAUAAUAAACAUGUUCAUUUACGUGACGUUCAUUGGCUGACGUGGCUGAGAUCGAUCCUGUUUCCAUGGCGAAAUACCCUCUAACCAGUGACAAGAAUAAAUAAGUAAUACGUGGCUCUGUGGGUUUUUCAUAUUCGAAUAUGGAUGGUCAGACAUUUUGUUUUCUCGAAUUUCGCUGGACGUCUUUCUCCGUUUGGUAAAAGAAGACUGAAGACUGAAGACUCAUAUAGCACCGUCUUUUGGAUAUUUUGAGAUGUGCCUUACCCAUAUGCAUUGGCGAGCAUCAAUCCAAUUCAAGUGUGACCAGGGAUGAGGGAACCGUACAGGGGCCUUUUAUUUUGACUACUAAUAUUCAGAAGAACUUGGGAAAAAUCAGAAUCCUCCUAUAGGCCUUGGAAAAAACCACAAAACUCAAAGCUUAACAUGUUGGAAAGAGACUGUACCGAUCAGUGGGACAAUCGAAAUUGGUCACAACUAUGUUCUUUGCUCGGAUUAAAACUCGACGUGCUUGACCGCGUCGACGAAAUGCCGCCCGAAUUUCGUGAUCGUUAUACACUUACUGAGUGGAUAACUACUUUCUUGAAAGCAAAGGGUGAGUUAGUUUGCUCGACAACCAAAUCAUCUCUCACCAGAGAGUUGCUCGACGAAAUCGGUUUUGAUCCACAUUGUAAAGCCGUUGAAACAAUAAUGACGCGCACAUUCGCAGGAAAUUCGCAACACCACGUUGAAGCGUGCGAAUGGGCAGAAAUUUUUAUCAGAGAUGAGCUAAAGUACAAUCCUACAUGGAGUGCCCUGUCUGUGAACUUUCCCUUUCAAAGUAACAUAACGAAUUUAUGGUUUCAAUUCCCGAAUAUGACAAAAGAGGAUAGGAAAAGUCAAGAAAGCCCUCGCCACGUCAAUAUAAUGAACCGCGUGACAAAGGAAUCUCGUGCGUACAGAGACGCUCAUAUAUUGUUCGACAGUCAGGCGCAAGGUGAACAGAACGUGGUGCUUUUUCAUGGCACAGACCAUCUCAGCGCGGCCGACAUAUUAGUCCGGGGAAUAGAUUUGUGUGCUGGAAGACAGAAGCGCGAUUUCAGCUGUGGCUCAGGCUUUUAUUUGACAAGAAAUUUAGGUGAUGCUCUAGACUGGGCAAAGAGCACCACAGCAAAGCCCGCCAUUUUGGCUUUUCAAGUCGACAGCAGGCUUUUGGAUAAUUCUAGAAGACUUAAUUUAUUCGAACAUGAAGAUAGAUGGCGCGAAAUUGUUUCUUCGUUUAGAUUGGGUCAGAGAACAGCUAAAACACGAAAGAGUUUGAUAACCUCUUAUGAUUUCAUUGAAGGACCUAUUGCCACACUGACGACAAACGGAACAUCUGGCGAGUUAGCGUUUGAGCCCAGACCCUCAUCUUUUCAAAUG
Molecule: messenger RNA, 6604 nt
Organism: Porites evermanni
Lineage: Eukaryota; Metazoa; Cnidaria; Anthozoa; Scleractinia; Poritidae
Source: the annotation of a GenBank genome assembly